GUCGCACCUACCUCCUUCCAAAUCAAUUUGCGGCUGACACAAUUAUCGACAACACCUAUAAAUUAAAGCUACACCACCAUUCAAUACGAAAGAAAAAUGGGAUCUAUGAGCAAGGUCAACGUCCUCAUGSUGGGAACCGGUGAAUACACCACUGGCUACGUAGGCGGGAAGGCAGCUGAUAGCGACAAGGGUGCCGGUGUCGUAGCACUCACGAUGUUCGAUCUACGUCGCCGUCAAAAGGUCGAUCGCGUGGGAAUGUGUGGGGUUAAUGUACGUCAAUGCAUACGUUCCUAUUGCGACGGUAAUGCAUAAUUCUACUCAUGUAGCUAUGCCAGGGACUGUUUUUAUGUUGUGUGCAAUCAAACUCAUUCAACGUUUUUCUUCAUCAUCUCAGGGCAAAAAAUUCCCGGGAAUUCGCACCCACAUGGAAAGAAACAUCAAAGAUGUAUACAAGGACAUGGAUUUGACCUGUGACACAUUUCCUGCAGAUGAUACAGUGGAUCCCAAAGCUUAUGAGGCUGCCGCUCAAUCCUUCCAGCCCGGAGAUGUGGCCGUUAUCUUCACCCCCGAUGACACACACUUUGAUAUUGCCUUGUCAUGCAUCGAGCGCGGAAUGCACGUCAUGGUCACAAAGCCAAUUGUUCAAACCUUGGAUCAUCACUGGAAAUUGGCCAAGGCGGCCGCGGAAAAGGGUGUCUUGGUCGGCGUCGAAGUUCACAAACGCCUCGAUCCAUUCUACGCCGAUGCCCGAGAUCGAGUCCGAGGUGGCUUGGGUAACUUUCAAUACAUGUACGCAUACAUGAGCCAACCGAAACAUCAACUGGAGACCUUUAAGGCUUGGGCUGGAAAGUCGUCGGAUAUUUCGUAUUAUCUCAACUCGCAUCACAUCGAUUGGAGUGAAUGGACUCUUGCUGGAGUUGCGCGACCUGUUCGGGUGACUGCUACGGGUUCGACCGGAGUGGCCAAGGGUAAGGGUAUGGACACRGAAGAUUCCAUUACGCUGACCGUCCAAUGGCAAAAUAUCAAUGAUAAAACGUUGGGUUGCGCUGUGUAUACUAGUUCGUGGGCGGCCCCAAAGUCAGAUGUCCACAGUCAACAAAGAUUCUUGUAAGUAUCAAAUCACGAAGUUGAAGAAAUGGUUAUUAAUAUGGACUUCAUACCGGCGGUAAGGAAAAAAUCCAGGAAUGCAACGAAGAACUAACAUAAUAUCCACUAUUUUCCCGUUUUUCACAGUUUUAUGGGCACAAAGGGCGAAAUCACCGUUGAUCAAGCUCACAGAGGCGCUUGUGUAUCUACCGAUGCCGCUGGAUACGCAUCCAUGAAUCCUCUUUUUAUGAAGUACACACCCACGAAUGGCAUGUUCUCUGGUCAAGGGUGUUAUGGAGUGAAGUCUUUUGAAAACUUCAUCGAUGCCUGCAGCAAUAUUAAUUCAGGAAGAACCAAACCGUCGGACUAUGACGACGGAUCUCUUGCCACCGUCCACACUACCAUGCAAGGGACAGCAAUUCUUGAGGCGGGACGAAAGAGUCUUGAUGCAGAUGGGCGACCAAUGGAUAUCCAAUACGAAGACGAUGCUAGUAUGGAGCCUACCGGAAUCAAACCUCAUGAAUUCGCGUGAGAGACAGCAAAAACAGGUAUUUUAUUCGAGGUAAAAUUUUGACUUCGAGAUAGUAAUAUAUGAUUAUCAUCAAAAUCAAAUUGGACAAGCAUUACAACGCGCUCCUAAGGGUUGUUAUGUAAACUGAGAUGCCCUGGAGAAUGCUAUCCCUUGCGUAAAAUAAACCAGCGUAGACGAAUCACAAUAAUAAUGUCGAUUUACAACUCUUUUUUAUUCUGCUGAAGUUCUUUUUCAACAAGCUGCAUUUUAAUGCCCGCAAGAAACAGAUUGCUGAUCCGGUAGCUUGUUGCAAAUGUCGCAAGAAGCGACCCUAUCGCGGCGGAGGUGGCGGGGGUGGACCUCUGCCUCUCGGUGGGGGUGGGGGAGCCCGCCGAUUGGCACUGUGUUGAACAGCUCUACCGGGUGGAGGUGGCAUAGAAGGUUUUGGUGGUGCCGGUGGUYCACCACCAGAGUACGGAGCAGAUGGAGGACCUCGUGCCGCAACAGGUGGGCCGGGUGGCUGUCCGUAUGCCGAGGGCGGCGGUCCUUGUUGAGGAGGAGCCUGGCCGUAUUGUUGUUGUGGUGGCGGCGGUCCUCGUCCUGCCAUAGGUGGGCCGGGUGGUUGUCCGUAUGCCGAGGGCGGCGGUCCUGGUUGAGGAGGAGCCUGGCCGUAUUGCUGUUGUGGUGGAGGCGGUCCUCGUCCUGCCAUAGGUGGUCCUGGCUGAGGAGGAGCCUGCCCAUAUUGUUGCUGUGGUGCUGGAGGUCCUCUUCCUCCCAUGGGKUGAGGAGGAGGCGGUUGCCCGUAUGCAGGUUGUGGCGGUCCUGGUUUCGAAGGAGCCUGGCCAUACUGUUGGCGACCAGGAGGUUGUGGUCCGCCUGGAGGACCCCCACGGUGUUGUGCCAUGGGAUCGCGUCCUUGCAUUUGAGGGGCACCUGGAGGAGCUGGUCCACCCGGUGCUCCUGGCCCGGCAUUUGGAUUCAUAACAAAAUUCAUGAAAUCUUCGUAGCUAAAUGUUCCACCCUGGAAAGAAGCCCUAUCUUCAACCAUAAACCAGAAGAAGCGGGCUUCCGCAUGUAGAUCGCCCUCCUUCACAACAAAAAUCUUCGAACUGACAGAAUAUGGAUCUGAUUCAUCCUCUCUCAACGCCGAAAUAAUUGUAGCAAUUCGUU
This is a messenger RNA of Pseudo-nitzschia multistriata, 2767 nucleotides long. NCBI's taxonomy places the organism in Eukaryota, Bacillariophyta, Bacillariophyceae, Bacillariales, Bacillariaceae. The record is from the annotation of a GenBank genome assembly.